AUGUUCUGGCUCGCAGGGUAUGGCAACAGCGAGGAAGAGGACAAUGACAACCUGGGAGUAGACUGGGUACUACAAUAUGAAUUUGGGGAGAUUGAUCAAGCUCAAGCUAUCACAGAGUUUCGGAGCCUCAUUGAAGACUUGAAUGAAGCUGGUCUUCGCGCUCAGGUUCGUCACGGGCACGGGGCGGCCCUCUUGGUCUGCAUUCGGGUUCCACGGGAUCAUCUGGGGAACCUGGUACAUCAGUCAAGGAUCAAGGAUUGGUUAUUUGGGAUUACCCAUAUCUUACCAAAUGGCGAUGAAACAGCCGUCGCUGACGCCGAUACACCAUCCGAAGAGAUCCGCUCAGUCUAUCACGCUGUUACGUGGCAAAAGAAAAUAGGCGGAGCAGGUAUCACGCCCGGUUUCGGAAAAUGGAAGAACGUCACUGCCUCGUUUCCGUUACACGACCAAGAGGCCUGUGCGGAGAUGCUCCGUCAAUGGAACCGAAAGACUGUAUUGACCACGAAAGAUCUGGACGCCAUUCGAGCAUUAUUUGGUGAAAAGGUCGCUUUCUACUACGCAUUUAUUCAUUGCUAUUCACUAUUUCUCACGGUACCCGCCGGAUUGGGAAUUCUGGGAUGGCUAUAUCAAGGUCCAUAUUCGAUAACAUAUGGAGUCACACUAUGCGCCUGGUGCAUCAUAUUCGUUGAGUACUGGAAGAUUCGAGAGGCCGAUCUAAGUCAGCGAUGGGACGUUAAGGGUGUUGGGCAACUGAAAGUGAAUCGCAAGCAGUAUGUGUGGGAAAAAGAGGUCAAAGACCCAAUCAGUGGUCAAGUGAAACAUGUCUUCCCAGGUUGGAAGCAAUUCUCACGUCAAUUGCUUCUGGUCCCGUUUGCUUCCGUGGCAAGCGUCGCCCUGGGAGCUUUGAUUGUUGCGUCGUUCGCCUCAGAAGUGUUCAUAUCGGAGGUAUAUGACGGUCCAUUCAAAGGGUAUCUUGAAUUCGUACCCACGGUCCUCUUUUCUCUAUCAUUACCAGCCAUAACAUCCUUUCUCACGGGUAUCGCAACCCGCCUGACCGACUACGAGAACUACCGGACGCAGGAUCAAUACGACCUUGCUCAGACCCAAAAGUCAUUCGUCAUGAAUUUCAUCACCUCUUUUCUCCCCACGAUAUUGACCGCCUAUGUUUACGUGCCAUUUGGGAAACAAAUUGUUCCAUAUCUGGACAUUUUACGAAAAACCGGGCUAAAGGCCGAUUUGAUCAGUGGCAAGAAAGAGUUUGAGGUGGAUACCAACCGUUUCCAGCAGGAAGUGAUCUACCUCUCCAUGACGGCCCAAAUACUUAGCUUUGGCGAGGAGGUCAUCCUACCAUAUGUGAAGCAUGUCUUGCGGCAGAAGUGGCAAACAUACCGGGAUCGCAAGGCAAAGGAUAAUCGGCGGAGGCAUUCUAUGCACACAGACCUGUUACUGAUGGACUCACCAGAAGAAGCAGCAUUUAUGACAAGACUGCGUAGUGAGGCCGGCGCAGAGGAAUAUCAUGUGGAGGAUGACAUCAUGGAGAUGUGUGUACAGUUUGGAUACUUGGCACUAUUUGGAGUUGCUUGGCCUCUUGUUCCACUCGGCUUCUUGUUGAACAACUGGCUGGAGCUGCGAGGUGACUUUUUCAAGCUCACCCUGGAGUGCCAGCGACCGCCACCGAUCCGAUCGGACUCGAUCGGACCGUGUGUGCUGGGGCUGGAUUUCCUAGCCUGGUUGGGUACACUGUCUACGGCUGCCAUUGUGCAUGUUUAUCGGGGUUCUAUCUCCGAGGUACGGCUCUCCUCACUUCUGCUGACGGUAUUCCUCGCCGAGCAGGCCUACUUGGCAAUGCGCUUCACCGCCUCGACCGCGCUCGAAAAGAUCUUUUCGGAUACCAUCCGGAGGGAAGAGGCUCGUCAAUAUGCGGUGCGCAAGAAUUAUCUUGCUGCUAGUCUGGCGAGAGACUCAUCCCCCAGCUCCGGAUCCCGAGGCUCGCCCAAUGGUCGAACCCGUCCCCGGGUGCGUUUCAACGAGCGCGUCAAUGUAUACAGCUCGAGUGAAAAAGAACCAUCAUCUGACGGUGCCCCCUCUCCCACAAGAGAACAGCCGGAGGAUGAUGUGCUUCGUGGGCAUGACCGCGAGGCCCAGUUCUGGAGCGCGCAUUCAGGGGACACAGCGGACGCAGGCGUCAAGCUAAUUCGCGCUUUGAGCAAGCCUCAGGCGGGAAAUGAUGGUAAAUUUUCUAAACAAGCAUAG
Penicillium paradoxum is the source of this 2253-nucleotide messenger RNA. RefSeq names its product anoctamin family protein. Gene Ontology annotation, biological process: chloride transmembrane transport. The record is from RefSeq and is a predicted model, not a curated record. The coding region runs from base 1 to 2253 and encodes 750 amino acids. The transcript has 4 exons. Gene Ontology annotation, cellular component: cortical endoplasmic reticulum. Lineage: Eukaryota; Fungi; Ascomycota; Eurotiomycetes; Eurotiales; Aspergillaceae. Gene Ontology annotation, molecular function: chloride channel activity.